Molecule: messenger RNA, 447 nt
Organism: Pochonia chlamydosporia 170
Lineage: Eukaryota; Fungi; Ascomycota; Sordariomycetes; Hypocreales; Clavicipitaceae
Exons: 2
Coding region: 1-447 (148 amino acids)
Source: RefSeq, a predicted model, not a curated record
AUGAAUGCUGGGCCUGCACCAAGGUCAUAUGGCUGUAUGACUGCACAACAUGUUCCACUCCCUCGCACAAGAGAUCACCUGCAGACUUGUUUCGCCCUCUGUACAAAAUGCUAUGUCCGUAGGCCGGCGGCUAUGCCUGCUCCAUUCUCAGCAACCUGGGACCCUCAUAAUUUGGCGACGCAGCAUUUCAAUUGUGCUGCAGGUUCGGAUGCCCUGAAAACAAAGACGACUACUUUUCAGGUAUGUGUGUGUCGGUCCUGUGCAAAGUUGAGUCCGAAUGAGCUGCAGGCGCGGAGGGAGGAGAGGGAUGAAGUUGCUCUUAAAGCAACGCUACGUAGACGGAUAAGGUGUUUUAGAUGUGAGAAGGCACUUACGAGUAAGAAGAGAAGGUGGUGGGUUUGCGCACAGGGUCCCCAUGAGUGUCACUGGGCUGGACAUGAAGCAUGA